Messenger RNA from Lodderomyces orthopsilosis Co 90-125, 4713 nucleotides. RefSeq lists its product as uncharacterized. The record is from RefSeq and is a predicted model, not a curated record. NCBI's taxonomy places the organism in Eukaryota, Fungi, Ascomycota, Pichiomycetes, Serinales, Debaryomycetaceae. Bases 1 to 4713 code for a protein of 1570 amino acids. Gene Ontology annotation, molecular function: mRNA binding. Gene Ontology annotation, biological process: mRNA export from nucleus; mRNA processing. The transcript has a single exon. Gene Ontology annotation, cellular component: THO complex part of transcription export complex.
AUGAGCUUCAAGUACUUCACAGAUGAUAUAAUAGAGCAAUUUGCUGGAACUGGGAGCAUCGAAAUCUUUGAGGCGUUGGAUUCUUACGAAACAUCGAAUCCAGAAGCCGAGGAAGAAGUUGUCCUACUUUUCGCUGAAAUGAUCUUAUCAUAUGAAGAAGGGGCUUUGAAAAUGGAACACAUAGUCGAUUUUCUUAGUCAAUUGAUAAAGAAUGAUGAUGUAGCAAGAUUGUUCUGUCAAGUGUUGAAUUCAUUCCCCGUCACAGAAAAUACGCGAGCUUUACUAUCAACGCUUACUCAAAAUGAAAAUGUAAUCAAAUCGCACACGAUAUCAUUAUAUAUCAGUUCAGACUUUAUCAAGGAAACGGAUAUUGUCCCUAGUAAAGUGUUAUUGAAAUCAUUGAAUACAAAGUUGAGAGAUAAGUUGUACACGCAGAAAAAGUACAAUUUGUUACAUGAGGAGAUUGAAGGGUAUUCGAAAUUUGUUGUUGAAAUACAUGAUGCUUUUGCAGCAGAUGAUACUGAUUUGCAAAUUGAUUAUGCCUUGCAAGUUGUCGAGAAGUUGAUGGGCCACUACAGUCUUGACCCAAACAGGUGUUUGGAUAUUUUGUUUGAAAUUCUUUCUGAAGUCGUUGUGGGAAAGGUCGAUUCUGUUUUACAAUUUUUCAGAAAAAGUCGAUGGUGGCCUGCAUUGGAAAGUGAUAACUCCUCCAUCAAAUCGUUAUCAACUGGAGGAAGUGCCAUUGCAGCAAAAAUUAUUGGAUUAAAGAUAUUGAAUUAUUCGAAAACUAAAGACUUGCCUGAACUGUUCAAAGCUUUGGUGACAAUUCUCAUCAAGGAAGGAUUUAUAAGCUUUGGUUCUGUGUUCAAGUAUAUGCGUCCUGGCGAAGAUAUUAUGAAGGAACUCGAGGAUAAAUACAAUCGAAAAUUAGAGGAAGAGGUGUUGAAAGCUGGUGCGAAUGCUUUGGCUCUAGCUGCUCCUCUUGCCGAUGAUGAAAAUGAGGAUGGAAAGGACAAGAAACGACUCAGUACCCCAGCUGGAAGCAAGACUGAUUUGCAAUUACAUGUCAACUACAAAUACCAAUUUUUAAAGUCCUUUCUAAGCAACGGACUCUACUGGCCAUCAAUAUAUAUUUUAACUGCGUAUCCGGUUUUGGCAGAUAUAGAUGAGGAAAUUCCGAAGCUUUUGAUACGAGUGUUUGGGGCAAUGAUUGAACCAUUGUACAAGCAAAUUUCUCCAUUCGAAGCUGAAGAGCUUAAUUGUGUACAAGCUGCGAAGGGGGCUUACUUUCCUCGUUCGGGAAACAACGUUGCUAUUGAACCAUUCAAGCCAGCAGACUUUUAUACCUUUAAACCAAUAGGAAAACACCACACACAAAGAACAUUGCACUACUUUUACCAAAAUUGGACUAAAUAUUUGCCAAAGGUAGACGGUUUUGCUUCCUUGUUCAAAGUAUCACUGGAGAUGUUGAAGUUCGUUGGCUCCAAUUUGUCAAAAGAUGUUGAAGUUUUUAUCAAAUUGUGUGAGAUUAUUCAAUCACUCCAGUCUCAAGAAGAAUUAAAGGAAGACAUAUUUCACUACUUCAGAAACUACAUAUUCCCACUGAUGCCUCUAAUACUGGAAAAUUCAAUCGCAAUAGACAAGGCGUAUUCGAUUUUAGCUGUAUAUCCUGCUGAAGAUCGUUUCAGUGUUUAUGGCGAAUUGUACAACAAUUUAAGGAAAAACAAUACACUGAUCAAAAUUGCUUAUAGUAGCGCCGAAAAGGCAACGAAGGAUAUUUUGAAAAGAUUAUCGAAGGAGAAUGUGCGUCCAAUGAUGAGAAGGUUAGCUAAAAUCAGUUUUUCCAAUCCGCUUCCAUGUUUGUUGACAAUAUUACAACAAAUUGAAAGCUAUGACAACUUGAAUACUUUAGUAGUGGAAACAGCAAGGUACUUCAACAGCUAUGGUUGGGACAAUUUGACUAUUGCUAUUUUGAUCAGGCUUAGCUCGGAUCGAAGAUCACUUCACGAUAAUGGUAUGGGAGAAAGGCAAUGGCUCCAGUCGCUUGCGUCUUUUGUUGGAAAGAUUUGCCAAAAAUAUCAAAAAGCUAUUGAUACUAAAAUGAUAUUGCUUUAUUUGCUCAAAACAUUUUACACAGGAGAUAGAACCGGUUUGUCAGUAUUGAAAGAGAUGAUUAUUUCGAUGGGUGGGAUCCAAACCACUUCAGAUUUGACUCUUCGUCAAAUAGACAUGAUCAAUUGUGGAUCCGCUUUACAGAAAGUCGUUUACCGCACGAUCGACGACUUGAGGUUUGAUAGGUUUGAUUCAGGAACACACUUGUUGAAGUGCCUUGUUGACUUGCACGCAGUUAAUGAGUUUGUCAUCCUACUUUGCUCAAUGUACAACGACAUAGUCUAUGACGUGGACGAAAAUCAGUUGAAAGUGUUGGCUAAUAGAGUUGAUGAUUUAACCUCCGUGAUUAAGCUUUUUGUCACCUUGGUUUGCUUCUUUGGUGAUGGGAACACUGAAGUGAUGCCGAUUACGGAGUUGUACAAAAAGUACAAUGUACCCAUUGAGUGGGGAUUCGAUUUAUGGAGACAAAAAAAGGAUGCCUUUGAAACUCUACAAAGCCAGGGCGCUGACUUAUGCCCACCGGGUUUCCCUCCCAGCUUGUACACUUUAUUUUGGUGUUUGAGCUUGAAGGAUGUGAAUUAUUCGGCUCUGUUGUAUGAUGAAGAAUUAGGUAAGCUAGAGUCGAGUAUUAGAGGAUUGAGAGACGCUAUUAAUAUCAAUUCAAAGGACAAGGACUUUCCCAGGGCUACGAUUGAGAAGUUCAUGAAAGAUAUAGAAGAGAACGAGCUUUUCAUUAAAGAGAUACCAUUGGACAAGUUGAAACAUAAGGACUUGAAUGAAGCUACUAACCAGAAAAUGCGCAAUUUGUCAUUGGGUUGGUUUACUUCUGACGUUCCCACGAAAGUUGAAACAUUUAUAAAAUCGUGCAUACUACCAAGGGCAAUUCCUUCUUCAUUUGAUGCAGUAUAUUCAGCAAGAUUCCUUUUUAAAUUACAAGAGUUGGAAGUAGAAAAUUAUUCGCUCUUUGAUGUUUUGGAUGGAUUGACCAAGCUUGAGUUGUUAUCAUCAAGUUUGUUUUCCUCGACGCCUACUGAAGCUGAGAAUUUAGGAUUUUUCUUUGCCUAUAUAUUGAAGCGAUUGCAGGAGUUUACAGAUGUGGAAAUAGUCAAAGAAUUGCAUGUGAGUGAUUUUGAAAAGUAUCGCAAUUGGGUCUAUGAUUUCCAUAGUGUUAUAUUGUCUGAGGUGGAAAUUGCAUUGGAAACGAACGAGUACAUGUCACGCAGUAACACCAUCACCUUUUUGAAGAAUUUGCUUGGCGUGUACCCAGUUGUGGAGGAUCACUGUGAGAAGAUGUUGAGCUUGAUUGAAAAGGUUUAUACUGGAGAGGACAAGGAGGACAUCAAGUUAUCUUCAGGGGCAUUACUAAACCACCUUAAAUCGAGAGCUAAGCUUUGGAUACCAGUAUGGGACUUUAAAUCAAUUAGUGAAGAAGAAAAGCAAGAAAUCAUUGACAAGAAAGAAAAGCUUGAGAAAGAGAAACAAGAAGCAGAGAGAUUAUCUAAAGAGGAGGCCGAGCGUGUUGAGAAUGAAAAGCGUGAAGCUCGGUUAAAUGAGGAGAAGAAGGCAAAAGAAGAAGAGCUUAAAAAAAAACUUGCUACUAUCAAUUAUGGUUCCCGACUGAGACUUGCUAGUAGGUCAUCUAGUCGAAUUGUUGAAGCUAAGCCUAAGGGUAAAUAUGAUGAAUACCAAAGGAACAACGAGGAUAAGAUGGAUAUUGAUUCCAAUGAGGACAAAGUUCUCACUACUUUUGGAAACUCUGAAAAUAAGGCUGAACGUGCGGAACAAGAAGAGGCAAUCAAGAAGACAGAAUAUGAUGAAACUAGUGAAAAUGACAAGAUGGAAGAAAAUUCAACGAAGCCAUCGAAAGAAGAAGCUGAUGGUGAGACGACACACACAACAGGAGUCACAGAAGCUGAAUAUGCAGCUGAAGCGGAAGAUGAAGGCGUCAACAAAACACAAACUCUCAAUCUUGAAAAGGACGGAGAAGAUCGUGAAGAAAAUGGCGACGAUGUUACACAACCACAACAAGAGAGCGCAGCUGAACAAGAUAUCAAGCCAACGGAACUACUAAAGAGACUGUCUCUUCCACCCCAAAGUGAACUUCCAAAAGGUCCUGAAAUCAAAGAUAGCGCCAUUAAUAGGAGGAUUCCAUUACCACCACAAGAAAAACUUUUAGCUAGCGGGGAUCGAUCAACACGAUUUGGUGCGCGUGCAUCUGGAAUAGGAACAGGACCGGCUCCACGUAAGUUUGGAGAAUCUUUCAAUUUAUCCACUCCACCUCCACCACCACCCCCUCCUCCUCCAGUAUCCCAAUCCCGCUCAAAUUUUGGCUCUACACGUUCAUCCUUUGGUCAUCGAGAUCAAUAUGGUUCAUCUUCAAGAUCACAUACUACUUAUGACAAUAGACGUGGUAGGGGAUUUGAUAAUCGACCGGUGAACGGCCCGCGUGGUGGCCCUACCAAUUUUAAUUCCAACCGCUAUGAUGGGAGACAAGCUAGGAGCGACGGCAAUGGACCUGAUGGCGCAUCAUACGAAAACAGUAACAAAAGAAGAGCCGAUGGACAAGGAGGUAGAGGAUACGAAAAAAGGCAUAAAUAUUAG